AUGCAAGCAAGCACUUACUACGUGAUCUCAAACAUGCCACACACUACAGCCGACUCUUCCACUCAGCGCGUGCGCGUCGCAGUCCUAGGCGCAGCCGGCGGAAUUGGACAGCCACUGUCCCUGCUACUAAAAACCCAGCUUGCCCAGGUGCUCGGCGACGCAAAUGCGUCCCUGGAGCUGGCUCUCUACGAUGUUGCAGCAGACGCGCUGGCCGGCGUGGCGGCAGACCUGUCGCACGUCAACACACCGGUUGAGGUGUCGCACCACGUGCCCAGUAGCCGGGAGGACGAGGAGGCGUUGCGCGAGGCGCUGACGGGUGCGAGUGUGGUUGUGAUUCCAGCGGGUGUCCCGCGGAAGCCGGGCAUGACGCGCGACGACCUGAUCAACAUCAACGCCGGGAUCAUCAAGACGCUGGCGAAGGGCAUUGCAGGCGCGUGCGACCUCGAGAAGGUGUUCGUGCUGGUGAUCUCGAACCCCGUCAACUCGCUGGUGCCUGUGAUGGUGCGCCAGCUGAUCCGCCAUGCGGAAGCCAAGCAGGCCCCCCACGCCGGCGUGGAGCGCCGCGUGUUCGGGGUGACACAGCUGGAUAUGGUGCGUGCGUCUGCAUUCGUGCGCUCGCUCGGCGAGCUUGGCAACGAGGUGCCUUCCGUGCCGGUGAUUGGCGGGCACUCCGGCGAGACGAUCCUGCCGCUGUUCGGGCCUGUGCAACAGCGCCUGCAGUUUUCGCUGGAGCAGCGCAAGAAGCUCACGCACCGCGUGCAGUACGGCGGCGACGAGAUCGUGGCUGCGAAGAAGGGGGCUGGGUCUGCAACGCUUUCCAUGGCCUACGCGGCCUACGUGGUCGCGGAGCGCUUUACCAACCUCGUGCUGGGCAACGUUUCGGAGAUCCAGGAGACCCUCUACGUUUCGCUGUACGACCGCGAGAACAAGCCCAUUGCGGAAGGCGCUGCGGAGCUUUUGUCCAAUAUUGGGGAGACCCCGUACUUUGCGGUCCCCGUAAAAAUCUCCGCUGACGCAGGCGUUGUGCGCGUUGAGCACGAGGUCUGGCAGCAAUUAGACGACUACGACAGGGAGCACCUGCUUCCAGCGUGUCUGGAGGGCUUGCGCAAGAACAUCGAGACCGGGGAGACCUUGGGCAGCAAUUAG
Eremothecium gossypii ATCC 10895 is the source of this 1146-nucleotide messenger RNA. RefSeq names its product malate dehydrogenase MDH2 (gene MDH2). Gene Ontology annotation, cellular component: cytoplasm. Gene Ontology annotation, biological process: tricarboxylic acid cycle; carboxylic acid metabolic process. The coding region runs from base 1 to 1146 and encodes 381 amino acids. Gene Ontology annotation, molecular function: L-malate dehydrogenase (NAD+) activity. The record is from RefSeq and is marked provisional. The transcript has a single exon. NCBI's taxonomy places the organism in Eukaryota, Fungi, Ascomycota, Saccharomycetes, Saccharomycetales, Saccharomycetaceae.